AUGGAAGAAAGUAGUAUUGAUGUAGAAAACAGUAAAGUAGAAGCUAAACAAUUAAAAUUUGCUACACCAAUUUUACAAAAGCAUGUUGAAUUAGCUGUUUUUAAAUUAAAAACUUUAAUUAAAAAUAAAGAGAAAGGAAUAUUUGAUAAUGUUAAAUUUAACAUUCAAAUUAAGUCAAUUCAGUAUCACUUAAAGUUCACUAUUAAAGCAAUGGGAGGUAAAUUAGUUGAAAAAUAA
Hepatospora eriocheir is the source of this 237-nucleotide messenger RNA. NCBI's taxonomy places the organism in Eukaryota, Fungi, Microsporidia, Hepatosporidae. The record is from the annotation of a GenBank genome assembly.